Molecule: messenger RNA, 2239 nt
Organism: Filobasidium floriforme
Lineage: Eukaryota; Fungi; Basidiomycota; Tremellomycetes; Filobasidiales; Filobasidiaceae
Exons: 5
Coding region: 4-2073 (689 amino acids)
Biological process (GO): DNA replication-dependent chromatin assembly; CENP-A containing chromatin assembly
Cellular component (GO): nucleoplasm
Molecular function (GO): histone binding
Source: RefSeq, a predicted model, not a curated record
UGCAUGACGACUUCAUUUCAGUCUGCCUUGCAUCCCUUGGCGACAAACAUACAUCCCUCACACAGAUCAGACUCUCAACACCUCGCUAUCAUGUCCGCAGAACAGAUCAAAUGCAACGAGCUCGUCGAACAGGGCAAGAAGGCCCUGGCGCUCUCGGACUGGGAGGGGGCCGUAGAGAAAUAUGCCGCGGCCUUGGAGAUCAUGCGAUCGAUGCACGGCGACUCGGCACCUGAAUCCGCUCCUCUGCUCCUGCCUUACGGAAAAGCGUUGGUAGAGAUCGCUAUCGAGAACCAGGGAGUGCUCGGGAAAGAAGAGCCCGAGAAAGAAAAUGAUGAGGGACAGGAAGAGGCUGGCCCAUCUACCAACCAACCUACCGCAUCUGCUUCAGGCGAACCUGCCGAAGAACAAGAGGAGGAGGAAGAGACGGAAGACGACGAUUUCACCAUCGCCUGGGAGAUCCUCGACCUCGCACGGAUAUUAUACCAAAAGCGCCAGUCUUCUGGCGAGGACGUAGGAAGGGAGUUGGGAGAGUGUUUCGGACUCUUGGGGGAUGUCAGUUUGGAGAACGAAAAUUUUCCGCAAGCCGUUGAAGACUACAAAUCCGCCCUCGAAUCGUAUUCCACCGCCCUUCCCUCGUCAUCCCGUGAGAUCGCCUCGUCCCAUUACAAACUCGCCAUCGUCCUCGAGAACAUCCCCGAUAGGAGGGAAGAGGCAUUGGAGAACGUCAGGUUGGCGAUCGAGAGCGUGAGGAUGAGAAAGGGGAUCGUCGAUGGCGGCGAGGAUCCUGAUAAGAAGCAGAAGGACGGGUCAGCGGGCAAGGGCAAGGGAAAAAAGCAGGAGGUUGGGAUCAAGUUGUCCGACGAGGAGAGGGAAAAGAAGAGCAAGGAUUUGCAAGAACAGUUGGGAGACUUGGAAGCCAAGCUGGAAGACCUGAAGACCUCGCCUCAACAGCGAGACGUUGUCGAAGAAUCCGUCGCUCACCUCCUCGGAAACGCCCCGACGGACAUCCCUGCUUCUAUCGGCUCGGCCGUGCAGAGCGGGGUAGACGCUGUAAAGAACGCCGAUGUCGCUUCUUCCAUCGCUGGGGCCGGUCAAAAGGUGGCUGAGCAGGUGGCGCCCAAGGUCAACGACUUGACGGGGAUGGUGAGGAGAAAGGGAAAGAAGGCAGGGGAUGCUGUUGCCGAUCAGGCUGGCAAGGGGAAGGAGGUUGCGGUGGACCAGGCUGGUAAGACCGCGGAUGUCGUCCUAGACCAAGCCGGGAAGGCCAAAGAGGUCGCUCUGGAUCAGGCUGAACAGGCGAAACAAGUCGCACUGGAACAAGCCACCAAGGCCAAGGACGUCAUAGUAGACCAGGCCAGUGGGCUAGCAGACGUCCUGGCGGACAAGGCUGACCAAGCUGCCGAUGUCCUCGCCGCGAAAGCCGUCCAAGCUCAAUCUGCGCUUAUGGAUGUCGGUGCCCAGGCCCAAUCCGCCCUCUCCUCUGCUGCCGAUCAGGUCUCUGUGAGCGUCUCCACCGCUACCGACUCUGCCGCCCAGACUGCCCAGUCGGUGGAAAAGGACCUGGUCGAACGUGCCGAACAGGCCGCGUCGGAUAUGAAACACCGCAUGGACGAGACCUUGCGUUCGGCGGGAGAGGCAAUCGAGAAGCUUCAACAUGCCGGGCAGGACACGUUGAGGGAUACGAUCGGCGCGUUGAAACGGACCGCCGAGGGGGUCUAUGCCGAGGUCAUGCAAGAGGGUAAAGAGUUGACAGAAGGUGGGGUCGAGGCGUUGACGGGCGUCGCUGACGACUUGUCGAAAACCACCUCCUUGGCCGAGGGACUGGUCGAGAAUGCGGAAAAGAAGGCCAAGGGGGCAUACAGCGCUGCGGUCCAGGCAGGUACCGCGUUGGUAGACGAGGUGAUGGAGGAGGGCAAGGACAUGACGAGGUCGACCGUCGAGGACGUCGUCGGAGCCGCAGAAGAGGUCAUGGAAGGGAUCGAGAGGGUCGGGAGGGAGGGGAAGAGAAAGGUGGACGAGGUCGCUCCCGAGCCCGUGCAGGAAGAAGGCAACAAGAAGCAAAAGACGCAGUGAGGAUCCAGGUUGGUGAUGGCCUGACAAGAAUGCAAGCGGGGAGAGCAAGGGGUUACAGGGGGUUUCGCGUCUACAAGGACGUGUGUAUCGAUCGAGGCAAGUAUCUAUGGCUUUUCGACAUGAUAAUCAAAUAUGCAAUCUACCGAGUCCGAAAGACAUGGAUACG